CGGAUUUCAAGUCGUCGUAGCGCCCGAAGAUGGGAUUGGCGGCGGCCAGAACGGAGGCACGGGUGUUGAGGACGGUCGUGAUGCCCGCCUGAGGGAGGGA
Molecule: messenger RNA, 100 nt
Organism: Nannochloropsis gaditana CCMP526
Exons: 1
Source: RefSeq, a predicted model, not a curated record